AUGGCCUCAGAUACUAAGGCACUUGACUUGGUGACAGGAAACACAAGUGGGUCUGUCUCACCACGAAGUAUUAUGCUUGUGAAAUUGCAGGUCUCUGCUGCUGCUUUAGCUUACAUUGUUCAUAGAAAUCCUGGUCUGAAAAGUUUGAAAGCAAUAGGGUGUAGGAAUUUGUUUCAGCAGGAAAGUACAACUGAAGUCGUAGAAUCUCCUACUUUCUCAUAUCCAUGCAAAGAAUUCUAUUUUGAGCUAGGCAAGUCCUGCCAAUUGGAAGAAAUCUCACUUGGAUGGGGAUUUUCAUUAUCUUAUAUGACAGCUGUAAAACCUGCUAUUGCAAUGCUAAGGGCAAUAACUUUGGGUUUAGGUGGGUCGUUAGGUGAAGAAGGCCUGACACUUCUACCCACAACUUGUCCGUUGCUAGAGUCAGUAAUUCUUUAUUUUCAGGUAAUAUCGGAUUCUGUAGUAGCAAAUAUUACUGAAACCUUGAGGCACUUGCAAGUAUUGGCACUCUGCUACUGUUUUGGUGAGACAUCCUCACUAAGCUUUAAGUGCCAUAUGCCAAAUUUGAGGAAAUUGAAACUUGAAAGAGUGGCGCCAUGGAUGAACAAUGAUGAUUUGGUUAUUUUGGCUCAGAAUUGUACGAAUUUGAUUGAGCUUUCCUUGCUAGGAUGCACACUUCUUAACACAGAAUCCCAAGAUAUCAUUUCAAGGGGUUGGCCAGGCUUGGUUUCUAUACGUCUAGAGGACUGUGGAGAAGUGACGAUCAGUGGUGUUACCUCACUUUUUGACUGUUCAGCCCUUGAGGAUCUGUUACUGCGUCAUAAUGGUGAUGGAAUUUCAAGAAAUUUUAUUCUUGACGCUGCCUCAAAGAUGCCAAUGCUUCGAAAAGUGUCACUUGAUAUGUGCGAUUCAAGGGAUGGUGACUUUGACAUUCCAACUUAUGCUGACAGGUACUUCUUGAGUGUGGUGAAGAUAGCAAGAUGUAAGCUUCAAAGGUUCACCUUAGACCUCCAAAAGGUGGAGGCUCGCAGAAAGCCAGUGCAUAAGGAGACCUUACUACUCGUGUGGGACAGCAAAGUUCUCACAAGAACAGUGGUGAAGGAAAGAGUAUAGGAUUUAAAAGUGAAAUGAAGUCCUGAUCUAGUGGCUCUGCAGUGUAUUAUGCCCACUGGUGGUUUUAUCAAGUAGCAGAUUUGAGUUCCUCACUUGCAAUGCAUGGAAUAGGGAUGUGUCAAACAGAUGUAUCUAAUAAAUAGCCAAUCGACUAUUAAAAAGCAGAAUUAGUAACUUUUAAACGAAUUUUCAAGUUGAUGAGAUUGGUUGAGUGGUCUCGGUUGGAGAUGGGAUUGCAUGUGUUUAUGGAUUGAAUGAGGAGAAUCGAAUCGCAUAGCUAUAUUGAAGCUAGUGGGAGAGACCUUUCCCGGGAAGGCUCCAUAAAUCUCUAUUUCUUUUCUCAUCAAAGUUAGACCGAUUAGACUUUCAUUUUGAUUCACUGAUUUGAAACUGGGAACUUGUUUUCUUAUUGAUUAUAGGGUGGUGGUGUUUUUGAAUGAAGUCUAUCCGAACCGA
Ilex paraguariensis (yerba mate) is the source of this 1566-nucleotide messenger RNA. Lineage: Eukaryota; Viridiplantae; Streptophyta; Magnoliopsida; Aquifoliales; Aquifoliaceae. The record is from the annotation of a GenBank genome assembly.